AUGCUCUCCGGGAUCAUGCAACAAAACUUGAAGCCGGGUAGGUUCAAAGAACCUAUUGCCGGAAGGCCUCUAGGCAACCUAGAGGAAUUGUUGAACCGAGCCGAGAAAUACGUACAAAUAGAGGAAGCCUCUACCCAUGCUACUCCCAAGAGGAAGAGGGAAGAUGACCGACAGGACGUUAGAAGACGAGAUGAUCGACGUCCACCACUCUCGCCUCAAGGCCAAUCAUCUUCCUCCUACAAUCGGUUCACUCCGCUAAACACUCGCCUCACUGAAAUCCUUCAUGUAAUAGAACAAAGAGGUCAAGCAGAACCUCCACGCCCAAUGCAGCCAAAUGCGAAACGAGAAAAAUCGGAUCGCUACUGUCGAUUCCAUAAGGAUAGAGAAUAUACUACCGAUGAAUGUGCACAACUCAAAGUAGAAAUUGAGAAGUUGAUCAAGCAGGGCCACUUAGGCGAAUACAUCGACAAGCCUCGAAACAAGCGCCGUGAUGACCUCCCACGCCGAGAUAACAAUCGAGAUCAACCGCAACGACGAGAGGAGGGGGGUCAUCGGCGCGAACAAGAUAAUAAUGAUAAUCAACCCACCUGGGGAAUCAUUGCCUUUAUCUCCGGAGGACCGGCGGGUGGCAAUUCACAAAAUGCGAGACGCUCCCUCGCUCGGUCAGCACGUAUGAAUCAAGAGCACGUCUCUCCAUCCACAUCUAUCUAUCAGAUACGAAGACCUAAUCAUAGCAUAGUCUUCGACUCCGUGGACCUCGAGGGCCCGGACGAAGACCAUGUCGACGCAUUGGUAGUCACAACAUCGGUAACCAACUUUUUGGUUAAGAAGAUCUUAGUGGACGGGGGAAGCUCAGCAGAUAUCAUGUAUCUCCAUACAUUCAAACAUCUAGGCAUAGAUAACGCCCGAUUUAGCCCCAUCACUACACCGCUAAAAGGAUUCACCGGGGAGGGCGUUUUAUCCAUGGAAGAAGUGGAGUUGCCCAUCUCCUUAGGGGACAGCCCUUGUCGAAUUACCAAGAUCAUAAAAUUCCUCAUCGUCCACAAGCCGUCCCCCUACAAUAAUUUGUGUAUUAAUAGGAUCCCAUGA
Erythranthe guttata (spotted monkey flower) is the source of this 1089-nucleotide messenger RNA. NCBI's taxonomy places the organism in Eukaryota, Viridiplantae, Streptophyta, Magnoliopsida, Lamiales, Phrymaceae. The record is from RefSeq and is a predicted model, not a curated record.